Messenger RNA from Cladophialophora yegresii CBS 114405, 1878 nucleotides. RefSeq lists its product as uncharacterized. The transcript is spliced from 5 exons. Lineage: Eukaryota; Fungi; Ascomycota; Eurotiomycetes; Chaetothyriales; Herpotrichiellaceae. Gene Ontology annotation, molecular function: FAD binding. The coding region runs from base 1 to 1878 and encodes 625 amino acids. The record is from RefSeq and is a predicted model, not a curated record.
AUGGAUCCGGAAACUCUUGACGUCCUCAUCGUCGGCUCCGGCAGUGCCGGCCUUACCGCCGCCCUCUGGCUCAGCAUCUAUAACCAUUGCCACCCAUCCACCAAGACGAAACCCAUACGCUACCGUGUCCUCGAACGCCGCGACGCGCCCAUGUCCAUCGGCCAAGCUGACGGUAUCCAAUGCCGGACGGUCGAAAUCUUUGAGUCCCUAGACCUAAGUGAGGACCUGCUGCGCGAAGCGUACCAUGUCCUCGAAGUGGCUUUCUGGUCGCCUUCCCCUAACUCCGUGUCGCAUCCCGACGGAAACGCCAGAAGAGGGAUCAUCCGCAGUAAUCGCGCGGCUGACACGGCGCAGGGACUGAGCCACAUGCCGCAUUUGAUCCUCAACCAAGCGCGGGUUAAUGGGCUGUUGUUGGAAAGGAUGCAGAAAUUGGGAGGCGAGCAGAUCGAGUAUGGGUGGACCGUCAACAGAGUCGUGGUGGAUGAGGACAUGGCGGCCAGGGAUCCAGAAGGGUAUGCUUGUACCGUGGUCGCGACAAAGGACGGUGGUGAGGAGAAGGUCUUCAAGGCAAAGUAUGUCCUGGGCUGCGACGGUGCGCACUCUGUCGUGCGCAAAUCCCUGGGCUACAACAUGAUCGGGGAUUCCACGGAUGCCGUCUGGGGCGUCAUGGACAUCUACCCUCAGACUAACUUUCCUGAUAUCCGAAGAAAAGUCACCGUCCACAGCAAUGCCGGCUCUCUCUUGGUAAUUCCUCGCGAAGGAGGCUCCUUGACCCGCUUUUAUAUCGAGUUCCCGACGGGGACGAAUGUCAAGGAGGUCAAACUCGGGGAUUUGCAUCAAAAGGCCAAGCAGAUCUUCUACCCCUAUGAGAUGAAUUUCGCAGAUACAUUUUGGUGGAGCUGUUAUAGCAUCGGGCAGAGACUGGCUAAUAACUUCACCAAAGCCAAUCGUGUAUUCCUGACAGGCGAUGCCUUUCACACCCAUUCGCCAAAGGCGGGACAGGGCAUGAAUGUCAGUCUCCAAGAUGGAUUCAACCUCGGUUGGAAACUGGGGCAUGUGUUGACGGGUCAGGCGGGCUCGGAGCUGUUGAAGACGUAUACUCUCGAAAGGGGAAAGACAGCAGCCGACCUAAUUGCCUUUGAUCGGUACUUCAUGAAGUUGUUCGCAAGCAACAAGGCCGGCAGCGAGAAAAAGAUUACCCCAGAAGAGUUCAGAGAGGGGUUCAUCAAGUCCGGGAGGUAUACCGCUGGGUUGACGUCGAAAUAUGAGGAUUCCAGCGUCACAUCCAGUGCCGCAAGCACCCAAGAACUCGCGAAAGAAAUUGUGGUUGGCAUGAGACUCCCUAGCGCCCAGGUGGUUCGAUUCUGCGACGUCAAAGCGAUGCAACUGGUGAGGGCCUUGAAGGCAGACAGUCGAUGGCGCGCGAUAUUCUUCGUCGGCAGAAUUGGGGAGCCAGAAACAUUGGCGAGAUUAAACAAGAUCGCCAAGUACAUGGACUCUCCCGACGGUCCAGCCCACAAGUACACUGCGCCAUCGGCGGACAUUGAUAGCUUUAUCGAGCCGAUUGUGUUAUUUGCCGGAGAGCGCAUGAAACUGGAACAAGAGCAAAUCCCUGACUAUUUCUGGCCUGUAACUGGAAAGUGGAGAAUGCGAGAUCUGCACAAAGUAUUUGUCGAUGACGAGCACUACAAUUCUGGUCAUGGCCACGCGUAUGAGAAGCUGGGAAUAGAUCCGGACAAGGGUGCAACAGUGAUCGUGCGUCCUGAUCAAUACGUCUCGAAGGUGUUGCCCAUCGACGACACGGAAGGCAUCGGUCAAUUCUUUGACGCAUUCUGUCUGCCCAAGCAGGGAAAUGGUGUUCAUGACAGCCCUUUAUGA